Molecule: messenger RNA, 3845 nt
Organism: Etheostoma spectabile (orangethroat darter)
Lineage: Eukaryota; Metazoa; Chordata; Actinopteri; Perciformes; Percidae
Gene: crata
Product: carnitine O-acetyltransferase a
Exons: 14
Coding region: 241-2139 (632 amino acids)
Biological process (GO): carnitine metabolic process, CoA-linked
Cellular component (GO): peroxisome
Molecular function (GO): carnitine O-acetyltransferase activity
Source: RefSeq, a predicted model, not a curated record
CAACAACUCUACAAUUCUCUGACUCUACCCUACCCUGUUUUAAGAGAACCUCACCCUGACCUUAUGGUGGUUGGCAGCUGACGACCUGUGUAAGGUCAGUGUGCUUCCAGUUUGUCUCCAGUGGGGCUAACGAACGACGGGUCUUCCGUACAACGCCAGUAAAAUACCUAGAAUUUAGGUUUUAGGCUGGACUUCGAGCACUGUCUGACCUGAGUCUGUGGGCGUUUCUUUGAAUACAGAAUGUGGGGCAUUUUCAGCAGAACUAUGGUGGGGAUGGCGAAACCCUGUGGCUUAAUGAAGCCCUGUCACUUGGUGAAGCCCGUAUCAGCGGCUCGGGUCUCUGGGAGAUACCUGACCCACCAGAAGGGACUGCCCACUCUGCCUGUCCCCCAUCUGCAGCAGACCUGUGAGCGCUACGUCCGUGCCCUGGAACCCAUCCUGAAGGUGGAUGAGUUGAAGCAAACUCGAGAGCUGGUAGACGAGUUUCAGAAACCAGGAGGCAUUGGAGAGAGACUUCAGAGGAGCCUGGAAAAGAGAGCACAGAACACGGAGAACUGGUUGUCAGAGUGGUGGGUGCUGGUUGCUUACCUCGAUUACCGGUUGCCUGUGGUGGUUCAUUCAAGUCCGGGGUUGGUCUUGCCCCGCAUGAACUUCAGUGAUAAGACGGGACAAAUAAGGUUUGCUGCCAAACUGACCGCAGGUGUCUUGGACUUUAAGACAAUGAUUGACAAUGAGACACUACCGGUUGAAUAUCUGGGAGGGAAGUCCCUGUGUAUGAACCAGUACUACGAAGUGCUGUCCUCCUGCCGGAUCCCUGGUCUGAAGAGAGACUUGGUGGUGAACCACGCCAAGAGCUCCAAACACAUCACUGUGGUACACAACUUUCAGUUCUUUGCGUUGGAGGUGUACAACAGUGAUGGGACUCCACUGACAGCGGAUCAGCUCUUUAUUCAGCUGGAGAAGAUCUGCAGCGCCUCGCUGCAGACCAACGCAGAGCCUGUCGGCAUCCUCACCACCCAGCAUCGCGAUGCUUGGGGCAAGGCCUACAUCAACCUCAGCAUGGAUGAGACCAACAGAGAGUCCGUGUCGGCUAUCCAAAGGAGCAUCUUCACUUUGUGUUUGGAUGGAGCGAUGCCUCAGGUGUCUGAUGAGAUGCUCCGCAGCUGUGCUGCCGUCCAGAUGCUGCAUGGAGGAGGCAGCCAGUGGAACAGUGGCAACCGCUGGUUUGACAAGACACUGCAGUUUAUUAUUGGAGAAGACGGGAUAUGUGGUGCAAACUAUGAGCAUGCCCCAGCUGAGGGCCCCCCCAUAGUGGCCUUGAUCGACCAUGCUGUAGAAUACACAAGGAAGCCAGAGAUGGUGCAGACUCCCGUGGUGCCUUUGCCCGUGCCCCAGAAACUGCACUUUAACAUCACACCCGAGAUCAAGAAGGACAUUGAGGAGGCCAAGCACGCCAUGAACAUACUGGCCCAGGACUUGGAUAUGAUGGUCACGGUAUUUAGCCACUUUGGGAAAAAUGUGCCAAAGGCCCACAAGAUGAGCCCGGAUGCUUUCAUACAGAUGGCGCUACAACUGGCUUACUACAGGAUGUACCAGCGCUGCUGUUCCACGUAUGAAAGUGCCUCCCUGCGUAUGUUCAGACUGGGUCGCACAGAUACAAUCCGAUCUGCCUCGAGUGCCUCCGCUGCCUUUGUCAGAGCCUUUGAUGACCCCAGCAAACAGAACACCGAGAAGGUUGAUCUAAUGGAGAAAGCUGUAAAUGCACACAGGUCAUAUACUAACAUGGCAAUCACUGGCCAGGCCAUAGACAGACAUCUCCUAGGCCUUAAGAUGGUGGCUGUUGAAGAAAAACUCUCCAUACCUGAUAUCUACACAGACACUGCCUACGCCAAAGCCUUACACUACAAGCUAUCUACAAGCCAGGUGCCGUCCAAGACCGACUGCGUCAUGUGUUUCGGCCCGGUCGUAUCCGACGGAUACGGCGUGUGCUACAAUCCUAUGAACGAUCACAUCAACUUUGCAGUGUCGUCUUUCAACAGCUGUAAAGAAACCGACGCAGCACAUCUGGCCCAGGCUGUGGAGGGCGCACUGUUGGACAUGAGGACACUGCUGGAACAAACCCCAAAAGCCAAACUGUGAAGUGCCUCCAGACUUGACUGGCCUCUUGGUAAUUGAAGUAGAUGCUACAGGGCUUGAUAGGAAGACUGCUCUCAGUGUGAUUGAGUGACAUUCAGAUGACUGAACCCCACACCUGGUGCAAGCUACAGUUGGUAGUCUGAACCAGCGGCCUCACCAUGUUAUUGAUCGUCAUUACCAUGCACUUUAAAUGGCGCUGCGACAGCGGCUGUGUAAGGACUGGGCAGCGCUGCUCCUCUGGGGGUACUUAAUUAAAGUAGUUUUAUACAACAUUCAGAGUCUGGGCCGGGAUUGCCUGCAAACGGCUGUCACCUUUUCUUCAUGUUUUACUGCGGUUAGGAUCCAGCACACACAGCAGGAGUGAGACAUUCUCUGCCCGUUACUCCACUUUAUCUUUACUUAAUAUGUUGUUUGCCUCUAUAGACCCAGUCACAAUAUGUGACAUGUUACCAUGACGUCCGGGUAGAAAACUCCGGCCUCUCUUACAUACAAUUUAACGGCGCUGAGCAAACUGGAUAUACUCAUCUUAUUCAUCUAAAAUGCACGUUUGAUUCAUACGUCAUCACUUUCCCCACCGUUAGGUUGUAGACCUAAUUUAGCUGUUGGGCCACAGACAAAAGAAAACAGCUAUGUUUCCAUCCACAUGUUUUUAUCCAAAUUAAGUUAUAUUGAAUGAAAAAUAUCUUAUGGAAACUUAAAAUUCGAUGGAAUUUGAUGAAUAUUGACUCAAAGGAAAUAUGUUCGGUCUCAUCGGAUUUUCUCUUGAUCAAUAUACGGCUUAUGAGAGGAACGCUGAUGGAUACGUCAUUUGCCGAAUAAAUAAUGAAUUCUGAUUAAGUUUUAGGUCAUUUUAUGGUUGCAACCCACCACAAAACAAAGAAGAAGAAGUUUUAGUUCAUUUCUGCCCAGUAUUUCUGCUCUGUCUGCACACAUGGGAUAGGGGGUUGUCAACAGAGACAGAUGGAAGUGGAUAAACGAGGAGACGAGACUUUUAGAAUUUAAUUUAUCAGGAACUUGCGAAGGAAAUGGCCAGUAAAGGUUACAACAAGCCGUGGGACGUCCUCCGGAGUAAAUGGAAGACGCUCAAACUGAGAGACAUGUCUCAAAAAAGAGUCUCGCCAGCUGAUGGCGACAUGGCUUGAUAUGUCGCCAUCAGCCGGCACAUAAGCACUAUUACAACUAGUCCCAUAGUGAUCAUGUGUUGGUAGAUGCUGCGAUUCAUUUUGUCUACAAACACUUUAAAACACACUUUCCCCGGCUUUAUUCACAUGAGUUUGGUUUUUUUUUUUACAGAAUUUAAGAUAAUUCGAUUGACAAGUGGAUGGAAACUUAUGGCGUUUUUCCAUUAAUGGUACGUGCUCGCCUCGACUCGACCGCGGUGCCCUGUCCUCCUCUUUCCAUUGCAGAUUAGUACCGCCUCAUCCGUGAUGCGAGCCGUGGCCGGUCGUCAUAGCGGGAAACUGUCACGCGACACGCACAGAACGUUAAAGGUGUGUUUUUUGAUUCUUUGUCACAGCCAGAAGGCAAAUUAUACAAAGAUAAAGAGUAAUAUAAAGGGUGUCUCAUGUAAUGACGGACAGUUUUACAGAGAUUUUUAUUUCAAAGUGGAACAUGGACAAAUAAUUAAAAGGAAUGAUCUUGUGGAUGGCUAUGGGUGGAUAUUUCAUAAUUUUAUUAUCAACAAGUCCCCAGCUGAGACCACACCUAAC